This is a messenger RNA of Perognathus longimembris pacificus (Pacific pocket mouse), 3231 nucleotides long. It is a transcript of the gene Sppl3, whose product is annotated as signal peptide peptidase like 3. Bases 423 to 1577 code for a protein of 384 amino acids. Gene Ontology annotation, cellular component: Golgi-associated vesicle membrane; lumenal side of endoplasmic reticulum membrane; cytoplasmic side of endoplasmic reticulum membrane. The transcript has 11 exons. Lineage: Eukaryota; Metazoa; Chordata; Mammalia; Rodentia; Heteromyidae. Gene Ontology annotation, biological process: membrane protein proteolysis. Gene Ontology annotation, molecular function: aspartic endopeptidase activity, intramembrane cleaving. The record is from RefSeq and is a predicted model, not a curated record.
CCGGGCCGCCGCCGCCGCCGCCCGAACACGGCGUUCCCGCGGCCUGGCGCGCCCUGAGCGCGGGCCCGUCUUGCCGUUCGCCCGCCCCGGGGCCCCCUUGUUCUCCGCGCCGCCGCCGCCGCCGCCAUGUUGGGUUUAGAGCCGCAGCGGAGCCGCCGCCGCCGCCGCGGGUGAGGGAGGCCGGAGAGCGGAGCCCGCCCCGCCCCGGGGCCCAGGGAGCGGGGCCGCCUCGGAGCCCGGCCUCUCCUCGUUCCACCGUCCGCCCGCCUGCCUGCCAGCCAGCCUGCCUGCCUGCCUGCAGUGCCAGCCAGCGAGCCAGCGAGCGCCGGGCCCCGGCCGCGCCUUCCGCUCCUCGGCCUGAGCGAGCCCGCCGCCGCGGGGCCCGGCCCCAGCCUGCCGCGGGGCCCCCGGGAGGCAGCGCCAUGGCGGAGCAGACCUACUCCUGGGCCUAUUCCCUGGUGGAUUCCAGUCAAGUGUCUACAUUCCUGAUAUCCAUCCUCCUUAUCGUCUAUGGUAGUUUCAGGUCUCUUAAUAUGGACUUCGAAAACCAAGAUAAGGAGAAGGAUAGUAACAAUUCUUCUGGGUCUUUCAAUGGCAACAGCACCAAUAACAGUAUCCAAACCAUUGACUCUACCCAGGCUCUUUUCCUCCCCAUUGGGGCAUCUGUCUCUCUUCUAGUAAUGUUCUUCUUCUUUGAUUCAGUUCAAGUAGUUUUUACAAUAUGUACAGCAGUUCUUGCAACAAUAGCUUUUGCUUUUCUUCUUCUCCCGAUGUGCCAGUAUUUAACAAGACCCUGUUCGCCUCAGAACAAAAUUUCCUUUGGUUGCUGUGGCCGCUUCACUGCUGCUGAGUUGCUCUCGUUCUCCCUGUCUGUCAUGCUUGUCCUCAUCUGGGUUCUCACUGGCCAUUGGCUUCUCAUGGACGCUCUAGCCAUGGGUCUCUGUGUCGCCAUGAUCGCCUUCGUUCGCCUGCCAAGCCUCAAGGUCUCCUGCUUGCUUCUCUCAGGGCUUCUCAUCUAUGAUGUAUUUUGGGUGUUUUUCUCAGCCUACAUCUUCAAUAGCAACGUCAUGGUGAAGGUGGCCACACAGCCAGCUGACAAUCCCCUCGAUGUUCUGUCCCGGAAGCUCCACCUGGGACCCAAUGUUGGGCGAGAUGUUCCCCGCCUGUCUCUGCCUGGAAAAUUGGUGUUCCCAAGCUCCACGGGCAGCCACUUCUCCAUGCUGGGCAUUGGGGACAUCGUGAUGCCGGGGCUCCUGCUAUGUUUUGUCCUCCGCUAUGACAACUACAAAAAGCAAGCCAGCAGCGACUCGUGCGGCCCCUCUGGCCCAGCCAACAUCUCUGGCCGCAUGCAGAAGGUCUCCUACUUCCACUGCACCCUCAUCGGCUACUUUGUAGGUCUGCUCACUGCUACCGUGGCGUCUCGCAUCCACCGAGCUGCCCAGCCUGCCCUCCUCUACCUGGUGCCAUUCACCUUAUUGCCGCUCCUCACCAUGGCCUAUUUAAAGGGUGACUUGCGGCGGAUGUGGUCUGAGCCGUUCCACUCCAAGUCCAGCAGCUCCCGGUUCCUGGAGGUAUGAUGGAUCCUCGGACGUGACCACAGUGGCCGUCAUCAUUCUUUCCUCACCUUGUGGUUUUGUUUCCUCUUGAAGCCGGCCUGGUACAGAGGUGUGUACCUGUCCUGAGACUUCCGGGUGCCUGGCGCGCAUCAGACGGAGCCCGCUUACAGGAGAGGGUGCUGAGGCCCCGCGUGGCAGGGAAAGCCGCAGCCCCCGCGGCCGCCUCCUCCAUUUUCAUGGAUCUGCACAGACUGUAACCUUGCGGGGAGAUGGAGCUGUGACUCUAAAAGCUACGGAUGGCAAGGAGUCAUUGUGGAGCUGUGGAACACUAAAAGCAUCAAAAGCGUUAGCAAACCGAAGUUUUCUUCAGUGACACCCCUCCCAAAAAAAAAACAAAACAAAAAAAAACAACUUUGGGACCAGUUUCCUAUGGGGACUCAGUUUCCGAGAACCAAGACAGAAGCUCUUCUGUCACAUAUUCUUUCUUUUUUUUGGAUUUAUUAAAUAUUUUCUGUGGUGUGAAGUGACUUAUUAAAUCCACAGACAUUGUGACUUCUUACAGCACUCACAUAAGGAUUUGUUGAAUACGUUCAUGUCCACCCAUCGCCGUGUCGGCAGUGAACAAGGGCACGGUUUUUAUACAGACAUACAGAUAUAUAUAUAUAUAAACACACGCGCGCGCAUAGAUAUACGAGUAAACAGAAGACAACCAGUCCGGACCACACCGUGAGAGACGGGCUGCGGGAAUUGAGCAUGUAGAGCAGUCCACGUGGCCUCCCUGUCGGAGCUGUGUCUUCCCGUGAGCGAGCGACCCCGCGGUCACCGCACCGCGUCCAGACUGGUGGACUCGUGGCUGCAGGGAACGUGUACUCUGCUUGAUCAGCGUAGCAAACUAGGGAUGAAAAGUUGAAAACUUUUUGGCGCUUUUCUUUUUACAGCUUCUCCCUCGCAGGAUUUUUCGUAGUUUCUUCUUGAGCCAAUGCAUGUAUGAUAGCGGCCAGGCGUCAUUGUGCUUUCUGAUCAUAGUCAUGUACUCCCUGUAAAUACAUUUUUCUAUUUUAUAUUUUUUUGUAUUUUUUUGGCAUUUUGUUUCAUUGGUGUGCUGUAUUUUCCAUGCCCUCACUCCUUUAAGAAAAAAAAAAAAAACGGAAAAAAAGCAACACAAUGCUGUCCUUGCUGUUGUGAUUAUAGUCUUGCUUUCCUUCUGGUGACAGCUGAGUGUUGGGGACAAAUGUCAUUGCUCCUAGCACUGGUGCCUGGCUCACUCAGGAGGCUGAGGUCUGAGGAUCACGGUUCAAAGCCAGCUGAGGCAGGAAAGAUGGUGAGACUCUUAUGUCCAGUUAACCACCUGAGAGUGGUGCUGUGGUUCAAGUGCAGAGCACCAGCCUUAAGCAAAUAAACUCAAGGACAGCACCCACACCUCAGGACCAGCCUACAUACGCGCACACACAGUCAUUGCUCCCGUGGGGCUGGCAGCAAAUCCCAGCACUUGGGGAAAGCGCAGGUGGCCUGUCCCCAUAGACUGGGCCAGGCUGCCUGCCCACUCUAGAGCAGCCCCCCUGGGGAAGAAGGUGGCUGUGCUUAGAGGCAGAGAGGAGUCUGGAAUUGUCCCAAAGUUCCUGAUAGCAGGUUGCUGUGUGUCAGUCUCCAGGGCCGGUGUGCACACUGUGGGUCA